AUCCCUUCGCAAUCUCCACCUUCCGGCUCCCUCGCCCUCGACGGAAAAUAUUCCUGCUCCAACCGAGAGCCUCUCCCAAGGGGGCCGGACAGGUGGGAGACCCGCGUCGCGCGUGUGCUUGAACUUGGCCAGCCCAGCCCCCAGCCGCCCCCCAUAAGUGGUGCUUGUCAUUCUUGUCUGAGAAGAAGGCAGGCGGUAGAUCGGGGGCGCCUCGCUCGGCCCCCGAGCAGCACCUGGCGCUUUGUUGUGGGCAACCGGGUUACCUGGCGAAGCGGACGCUGCCAUAGGAACUUUGCUCAGCUGCGCCCCAGGCGAAGGGGGCGGGCGCGGAAAGCGGGCUCCCCCUGGGCGCAGCGCGGCGAAGGGACGCCCUUCAGAACCGCCGGGGAGGGCGCACGACGCAGCGGCUUCUCGGGCGGAGCGGCGGCCGGAGCGCGGGCGCCUUCGUGGUCCCCCGGCAGCUGGCGAGUCCUAAGAAGGGGCCGAAGAUCGGGCGAGCCAGGGCAGCGGAGAGAGCUUAAGGCACUAUGGAUACCUCACUGACUCUGGACUGAUGUCUUCGCCACCUGGGGAUCUGUACCGCAUAUCUUUAAGAGUACAACCACUGGACAAUGAAUGUGAGAUCAUGCACUAUGAGCCAUUGGACAACAAGUACUCCUCACAGCAGGCCUGGUGUGGUCAAUGGACAGCAGAUCCCAUCUCUCAGAGUUCAUGCAGGAACUCCUUGCUCUUCGUCCAGUGGUAGCACCCCAAGCCCAGCUAUGGGAAACCUAUCUACAAACUCCCAGUUAAAGACAUCUCUUGGAGGAGGCGUUGCUCCUCAGAGCAAUGUGACCCAGAGCAAUAUUCACUUAAGUCCCAGGAGGCAAAUGGUUACAAAUGGGAAGGCCCUCUACCAUACCCCACAACCUCCAGGGCCGCCUGCGCCACAGUUUUUGAAGCCAAAGCAGCAAGAGCAUGGAAAGAGUUUAAUGACAAGCACAGUUAAAGGGGGUCUUGCCUUUGGGACUCGGUGCAAGUCAAUCGGAAAAAGUAGCUGCAACAAAUUAAUCGUCACCAGCAGUCCAAUGAUGGUUCAGCGACUGGGACUUCUAUCUCCUCCUGCCCAAAAGGUCUCAACGGCAUGCAACCAAAUCAGCCCUAGCUUACAGAGGGCUGUGAAUGCUACCAACUCGAAUAUACCUCCAUCUGAUACAAGAUCCCUUCUGUCCCGAGAAUCUUUGGCCUCCACAACCCUGAGUCUGUCUGAAAGUCCAUCAAUCCAGAGUGUCAAGCAAGAAUGGCUUCAUGGCUACAGGAUUUUUCCCUCUCUUCCUUCCAGCCAAGGCUCCCCAAAUGGCACGGACCUUGGGGACAUCACAAGUGUUACAUCUGGAAUGUCCAUGUCCAACAAUGUUUCUAGCUCAUUACCAUCUUACUUGUUUGGUGUGGAAAAUAAUUGCUCUCCUUAUCCUAGUCCUCACUAUUCUUCAACCAGGUCUCAUUCAGCCAAAAAGAGGGCCCUCUCUCUGUCUCCUUUGUCUGAUGGAAUCGGAAUUGACUUCAAUACAAUCAUCCGCACAUCCCCCACUUCUCUUGUUGCUUACAUCAAUGGCUCCAGGGCAUCUCCAGCAAACAUCUCCCCUCAGCCUGAGGUCUAUGGACACUUCUUGGGAAUAAGGGGAAGUUGUAUUCCUCAGACUUGCUCUAUUCCAAAUCCUCAAAAAAGACUUCUUGUCGCUAAUGGCAAUGUUGCCCUUCCAAGUUACAGUGAAAGUGGGAACACUGAAUACCAGCGCAUGCAACAGUUGGAACAAAACAGCCUACAGCCAACAGUCACUAACAACAUGGUGGUUCAACAAGGAAUAUCUCUGCUAGACAGCCAAUCUGUGGGCAUUUUAAAAAGUGGGCGUGCCAAUGGUUUUUCUGGGAACACAAUGGACAUGCCACCUACUUCUCCAGUGGCUCCCCUUGUUCUUCCUCCAUCCCAUGGUCCACCUCCCCCAUACCACGCGCAUCAGCAUGACCUUAUAAACCAUCCCCACCAGAUUUCCUUAGCAGCAUCUGUGCAAGGCCCUCUCUUAGACGAAGAAGGCGAACUGGAUGAGUUUAAUGGCAAGCACUGCUGUUGCUGGAUAGAUUGCAGUGCUACUUAUGACCAGCAGGAAGAUCUUGUGCGGCACAUAGAAAAAAACCACAUAGACCAGAGGAAAGGAGAGGAUUUCACUUGUUUUUGGGCUGGGUGCCCUCGGAGAUACAAGCCAUUUAAUGCUCGUUACAAACUACUGAUUCACAUGAGAGUGCAUUCAGGAGAAAAGCCAAACAAAUGUACGUUUGAAGGCUGCAAGAAGGCCUUUUCUAGACUAGAAAACCUCAAGAUUCACUUAAGGAGCCACACGGGAGAAAAGCCUUACCUUUGCCAGCAUCCAGGCUGUCAAAAAGCAUUCAGUAAUUCCAGCGACCGAGCCAAGCAUCAAAGGACUCACCUGGACACGAAACCUUACGCUUGCCAGAUUCCUGGAUGCACCAAACGAUACACAGAUCCGAGCUCUCUAAGGAAGCACGUGAAGGCCCAUUCCUCCAAAGACCAGCAGGCUCGGAAAAAGUUGCGUUCAAGUAUAGAGCUUGACCAGGACAUUCUCAAUGACUGUCUCACGAUCCAGCCUCUCCAACCUCCUGCAUCUCCCCAGGGCACUUCAGAAAGUACCGUCAGACAAUCUCCAGGACCUGUGCAUGACAUUUACACAGCAGCCCUGUUCUCCAACACCCACGCCAGUCAAAAUGGAGCUGCUCCGGGCUCCCUGCCCCCAUCACACUCGGUGAGCCACGCUUCUUCAGGGUACAAUGUGCAUGGCAGCCCCCACAACCCACCAACCCAGGUGCCCCCUCUCACAACAGGGGACUCAGAAACAGAGAGGUAAGGCCACAAAUGGGGGUAUUUUUUCU
Molecule: messenger RNA, 2925 nt
Organism: Podarcis muralis (Common wall lizard)
Lineage: Eukaryota; Metazoa; Chordata; Lepidosauria; Squamata; Lacertidae
Source: RefSeq, a predicted model, not a curated record